Astrephomene gubernaculifera is the source of this 871-nucleotide messenger RNA. NCBI's taxonomy places the organism in Eukaryota, Viridiplantae, Chlorophyta, Chlorophyceae, Chlamydomonadales, Astrephomenaceae. The record is from the annotation of a GenBank genome assembly.
GCCUCUCAUGGCGCUGAGCUCCAGUCCGGAUGCUGCUUGCCGUGCCGCAGGCCUGGCAUGUCUGCAUGGGCUGUGUGUUUACGGCAGCCAGGGUGUUCGCGAGGUGCUGGGCGGCCGGGGUGCAGUGGUGGAUCUGGUGGACGCAGUGAAGCUGGAGGGCGUGGCGCUGCCGGACUGCCUGCAGCCGCCGCUGUGUGAGCCCAACUGUAGCAGCCGGGCAGCGGCGGAGGCGCUGGCGGCGCUGGCGUCUGCUUCGGAGGCGCUGCGGCGGGAUGUGGGCAUGCAGCUCUGCGCGCUGCUGCGAUCCAGCAACACCGCGCUCGCCGCCAGCGCUUGCAACGCACUCAAGACCCUGUCGGAGGAGCUCCCAGCCGCAACCUCCACCCUGACAACACAGGGCAUCAUGCCCCCGCUGGUAUCUCACAUCGCCUGCAAGCCAGCCUCGACACCCGCCUCCCAGCCCCAACGCGCGAGUCAACACAGCGACCAAGGGGGGGCUGCUCAGGGGGGGCUGCAGCAGCGCGCAGUGCAGCUGCUGUGGGUGUUGUGCCGCGGCGGCGGAGAGGCAGUGGACGCCGCAGUGGCCGCAGGUGCAGCGGAGGCGCUGCUGCAGCGGCUAGGCAGCGUGCAGGAGGUUUCAGCGCGCGUGGCGGCGGCGGCAGCGCUGGGACCGCUGCUCAAGAAGUCCGCAGCGGCGCGAGAUGCGGUGAGCAGUCAAGGCGGCCUGGGGGUGUUGUUGGAGCUGCCACGUCAGGCCAGCGUGGGUAUGCCGCUGUGUGAGGAGGCGCUGGGAGCGCUGGCGGUGCUGGCGGCCCUGCAUGCGCCGUGUCGGGUUGAGGCCGCGCGGGCGCUGCGGCAGAUGCUGGUUCGC